Molecule: messenger RNA, 1095 nt
Organism: Lolium perenne
Lineage: Eukaryota; Viridiplantae; Streptophyta; Magnoliopsida; Poales; Poaceae
Source: RefSeq, a predicted model, not a curated record
AUGGGCGUGAUCACCACGCCACGCCGUGGUCACCGCGCGCGUCCUUCCGAGGCUGAGCUUGCCUCGCCUAUAAAAGCCCUGCCCCUGCGUUCUACCUCCCUCACACCACUCCCCCCCUCUCCCAGAACACCACCCCGAGGGUGCCUCUGCUCGCAGCUCGUCGGAGCAAGGCUCGCCGGCGUAGUCACCAUAAGGGUGACGGGUCUGCCCGAGCUCGCCCGCGCCGCCCUAGUCCGCCCGGCGGGUGCUGCAAGGGAGCGGACGCCGGGAAGAGCUGCCGUGGCCGAGAGAAUCGUCACCGAGCGCGCCCUGGACGGCCCCGACGCGCCGCCACUCCGCCCAUCCCUCGCCGUCGCCCGCCCGCUGCUGGUACGUCCCCAGCCGCCGCCGUCGUUCCCGUCCGUGGGAUGCUGCGAGGAGGAGGCAUCGGGAGGAGCUGCUGUGGACGCGGGGAAAACUGCCGAGCGCGCCCCUGGUCCGCCCCAAGCCGCCACCAACUCGCCAGCCACCUCCAGCAACCGCCACGCCCCGCUGAACACCACCCCGAGGGUGCCUCUGCUCGCAGCUCGUCGGAGCAAGGCUCGCCGGCGUAGUCACCAUAAGGGUGACGGGCAGGAGGAGCUCGACCCCGGCAUCCUCGUCCCUUCCUCCUUGCUCCACCUUGCUCACCGUCGUCCGCCUGCCCUAACGCGCGCCUCCGUCUCUCCCCAGGUCUGCCCGAGCUCGCCGCGCCGCCUAGUCUGCCCGGCGGGUGCUGCAAGGGAGCGGACGCCGGGAAGAGCUGCCGUGGCCGAGAGAAUCGUCACCGAGCGCGCCCUGGACGGCCCCGACGCGCCGCCACUCCGCCCAUCCCUCGCCGUCGCCCGCCCGCUGCUGGUACGUCCCCAGCCGCCGCCGUCGUUCCCGUCCGUGGGAUGCUGCGAGGAGGAGGCAUCGGGAGGAGCUGCCGUGGACGCGGGGAAAGCUGCCGAGCGCGCCCCUGGUCCGCCCCAAGCCGCCACCAACUCGCCAGCCACCUCCGAGCAACCGCCACGCCCCGCCGGUAAGUUUCCCGGCCGCCUCCGUUCCUCCCCUGGACGACCGCCGCGCGCGUGA